Molecule: messenger RNA, 3989 nt
Organism: Chelmon rostratus (copperband butterflyfish)
Lineage: Eukaryota; Metazoa; Chordata; Actinopteri; Chaetodontiformes; Chaetodontidae
Product: epidermal growth factor receptor substrate 15-like 1
Exons: 24
Coding region: 51-2564 (837 amino acids)
Biological process (GO): endosomal transport; endocytosis
Cellular component (GO): cytoplasm; plasma membrane; clathrin coat of coated pit
Molecular function (GO): cadherin binding; calcium ion binding
Source: RefSeq, a predicted model, not a curated record
GUGCCCGCUCGGUUAAGGGGCGUGUGCGCACUCCCGAGACACCAGGAAAUAUGGCGGCGCUCAUGACUGUCGGUCAGUUGUCAAGUGGAAUCCCAGCCUAUGAGAACUAUUACAGACAGCUGGAUCCGGGAAACACAGGCAAAAUAUCGGCUGGAGAUGCAGCUCAGUUCCUUAAGAAGUCAGGGCUGUCAGACAGUACAUUGGGGAAGAUUUGGGAUUUGGCAGAUUCAGAAAGAAAAGGCUAUUUGGACAAGCGGGGUUUCUUCAUAGCUUUGAAACUGGUGGCCUCAGCACAGGGUGGAAACGAUAUCAGCCUUAACAACCUCAAUCAAAUCGUAGCUGCACCCAAAUUUAGAGACACUAGCAGCCCAUUAUUAAAUGUUUCACCGGCAGGAUCUGACUCACACUGGGCAAUUAGGCUGGAUGAAAAAGGGAAGUUUGAAGGCAUUUUUGAGAGUCUGUCCCCAGUCAAUGGUCUCCUCUCCGGUGAUAAAGUCAGGCCAAUUUUGAUCAACUCCAAGCUACCUCUGGAUGUGUUAGGAAAGAUUUGGGACCUAAGUGAUGUUGACAAAGAUGGACACUUGGACAAAGAUGAAUUCACAGUGGCCAUGCAUCUCGUGUAUCGCACCAUGGAGAAGGAGCCUAUCCCAGCCACUUUACCAACUUCCCUCAUCCCCCCUUCUAAAAGGAAGAAGUUUGCAGGGGCUCUGCCAGGUGCUGUGGCUGUGCUCCCUGCUCUGUCUGGGCUUACAGCUAGCCCCGCUCCUCUCAAGGAGUCCCUGCGAAGCACUCCUCCUCUGGCCAGUGCUAAUCUCCUCAGCUCCAGUACAGUCAACCUCUCCCCAAAACACUCGUUUAAAUCCAGCUCACCGCCAGCGUUGAACUGGGUGGUACCAGUGGCUGACAGGGAGAGGUAUGAUGACCUCUUCAAGAAAACAGACACUGACAACGAUGGCUUCGUGAAUGGAACUGAGGUCAUAGAGAUCUUCAUGUUGUCCAGUCUCUCACAGACUAUGCUGGCACAGAUAUGGGGACUCGCUGACACUAAACAGACGGGUAAGCUGACCCGGGAGCAGUUCUCUCUGGCCAUGCAUCUGAUCCAGCAGAAGGCCACUAAAGGCAUAGACCCUCCCUCCUCUCUAACCCCAGACAUGAUCCCCCCAUCAGAAAGGACUGCAGCUUCAGCGGCGGGCCCUGACGGCACCAGCUCCGCGGGGUCGGCCGAGCUGACAGGCAUCAAAGAACUGGAUGACCUCAGCCAGGAAAUAGCUCAGCUGCAGAGAGAGAAAUUCAUUCUGGAGCAGGAGAUCAGGGAAAAAGAGGAAGCCAUCAGACAUCAAAAUAGUGAAGUUCAGGACAUGCAGAACGGUUUGGACAGGGAGAGCAGCAGCCUGCAGGACCUGGAGUCACAGAAGCAGGUCGCACAGGAACGUCUGGAGGAGAUGGACCAGCAGCGCUCCAAGCUGGAGGGAAUGCUCAACGACGUCAAGCAGAAGUGCCAGGAAGAGACCCAGAUGAUCUCGUCCCUGCAGAGCCAGAUCCGCUCUCAGGAGACCGACCUUCAGAGCCAGGAGGACGAACUGAGCCGCUCCAAGGCGGAGCUGAGCCGGCUGCAGGAGGAGGAGGCCCAGCUGGAGCAGAGCCUGCUCUCUGGUCGUGUCCAGCUGGACAGCAUCGUUAAGUCGCUGAAAACCACUCAGGAAGAGAUCAACCAGGCUCGCAGUAAGCUGUCGCUGAUCCAGGACAGCCAAAAGGAGGUGACCAAGACCAUUGAGCAGUACAACAGCGCUUUGAGCGACAUCAAUGGGGGAAACUUAAGCAACCUGCCUGACUUAAGCGAGGGGUUUGCAGAGAAGGAGAACGGAGGUUUCAGAAGGGCGGAUGAGUCUUUCAAGUCAAAGAUAGCCAUGUUCAACAACAGCAGUGCUAAGGAGCCUCCAGCAGACCCCUUCCAGACAGAGGACCCCUUCAAGUCCGACCCCUUCAAUGAUCCAUUUGGAGGAGAUCCAUUCAAAGAAAGUGAUCCCUUCAAGGGCACCUCUUCUGAAGAUAUUUUUAAGAGAACAGACAAGGUAGACCUGUUUGGAUCCUCAGACCCCUUCGGUAGAAAACCUGUGCCGCCAGCCAAGCCGAGUGCCUUUAGCAGUGGCGACCCCUUCACUUCGAACAGCCCAAAACCAAAGGAUUCAGAUGUGUUCGGGACAGUGGACCCCUUUGGAAGCAACUCUUUUGGAAGCAAGGGAGGUGGAUUUGCCGACUUUAGUCAGAUGUCAAAGAAGUCGGACAACCCUGUACUCCCAUCAAAGAAAAAUGUUCCUAACCGGCCUGCACCUCCCUAUGUAGGUAUGCUCAGUUUGACUGCUUCAGAGCCGAUCCAGAGCGUUUGCUCCACGGCAGACAGUAAAGGCUCUUUUGUUACGACACACUCGAGUAAAACAUCCAAAGACUGCCCUGUGGGUUUUGCAGAUUUUGGCUCUGCUCUGAAUAUAUCAAGUUUGGAAGUGAGAACCAGCAGCUGGAGUGGGCCAAGCAGGAGAGUGAGCGUGAGGAGCAGGAGAGGCUGAGAAGGCUGCGGCUCCAGGAGCAGCAGGAUCUGGAGCUGGCCAUCGCUCUCAGCAAGGCCGACAUGCCGAGCUCCUGACCAGGCAUGACCCGCCGCAGCUCAGUCCUCCUUCUUCUGCCGUACAGCCCUCUGUCCGCAGGCUCAUGACAACAGCACCAACACUGGCCCGACAUGACUAGCAGCCCCUGUUACCAAUUUGUGUAAGAGACCAGUGAUUCUCCAACCAUGACUGGACUCAUGUCAAAUGACUCCACAUAUAGCAACCAGUUAAGGUUCAUUGCUCCUAAACUACAUGGUAACUAUAAUCAGGGACAAUACGGAGCCACUUGAUUUAAGCCUGGCUUCAUCCUGCAAGAACAUAGCGAUUUAACGCAACCCGAACCAGUAGGGUACUUGACUGCAACCUGUAUCUAGCUCCAUAACUUCCAAUGGCUAAUCACCCUGACUUAUCCAAAUGCCUGUCUGUUUCAAGAAAAAAAUAACCUUUUAAGAAUAUUUUACUGUUUUUAUUUAUAUACAAAAGCAUCUGUGGUGUAUGAAGUACUUGUAAAAUGCACUGUAUAAACUCUUUUAUAUAACAUUUAAUUACUCAGAAAAAAAAUCCUAUUCAAAGUCAAACCAUAUGCGCUAACCCCACUGUUUGCCUGUGAUUGAGUUUGUCCAAUUUCAGAUGUUUUUGUUUUAAAAGAAAGAAACUCCGUCAUGUACUGUAAAUAUUUUUAGAUGAUGGUUUUAUGUACAAGCCACAAAAGAGCAGAGCCCAUCUUUAAGAUACCAACCUGUCUUAAAGGACUGAUCAGAUCAUCAGUGACAUGAUUUAGAUUUUUGUGUCAAAUGUUACAGGCAGUUCUUGCCAUUUUUGCCUGAAUAUGGACUGUUUAUGGCCUUAAAGUACAUGGACUGAAGAAAUUUUUGGAUAUAAUCAAACCCUCAACAGGGAUACACAUGUCAAAAUAAAGUAUGAUGUCAUAGCUUUGGUGAAAUAUGAUUUAGCCUCAACUCAUCAGUCACCUCUUGUAUUUCCAAUAAUUAAGAUGCUAGUGAUAAUCUCUGAGGUCUUCCUUCCUUAUGAACAAAGAUCAUUCCACCUGGAGGGCUGUUGCACCAUCCCUCUGAUGUCAGCAGCUUGUGUGUGUCAGAGGGUUUAUCAUUGGUUGCCUUAUUGUAACGCCCAAACAACUUGCACUCCCAUACAACUAAAAGCCUCUAUAAAACGGAAAUAGUGUAAACCUACAUUGUUUAUACUGGUGCUGUUACACUUAGCUUUGUCCUUUUUACGUCUUCACACGACCACUGAUGCACAUGUGACAUCUGCUUCAUUGCAUUGUAUUGUAACAUAUAAUAUUGCACAGUAUGUAUGUGAUUAUAAAAAAAAAAAGGUUCAAACUGUAAGAACUUUUGAUUGAAUAAAAGUGAUUUUUAACAU